Messenger RNA from Magnolia sinica, 1447 nucleotides. Its product is annotated as phytolongin Phyl1.2-like. The record is from RefSeq and is a predicted model, not a curated record. The transcript has a single exon. Gene Ontology annotation, cellular component: membrane. The coding region runs from base 312 to 1013 and encodes 233 amino acids. Lineage: Eukaryota; Viridiplantae; Streptophyta; Magnoliopsida; Magnoliales; Magnoliaceae.
AACAUCCUCUAACAAACCGCCUGCCGAAACCCAUCUCUCGCUUCUAAUCAACGACAACCAGACUAAGACAAUCUCUCUCUCUCUCUCUCUCUCUCUCUCUCUCUCUCUCUCUCUCCGCGUCUGAUUUCUUUCUGCAUCAGACGCGUCUCUGAUUUUUACAUGAAGAAGUCUCACAGAAAGACGCCACCCGUCUCGUAUUCUCCUCUCUUUCCUCUCCCAAUCCAAUCCCUAUUUGAAUUCUUUUCCUUUCCCAAUCCGUCUCUGAUCCGAUCUCAUCUCCUUUGAAUCCCUCUUUCGAUCCCAACCAUUCGAUGAUUCCGGAUCCGAAUGUCAUCCUGUACACCUGCAUUUCCAAAGGAACCACAAUCCUCGCCGAUUUCAGCUCCGGAGACCGCGAUCUCGAAACCCUAGCCCCGAAAUGCCUCGAGAAGGCCCCCAGUUUCCACCGUAUUUACACCCACACCAUCAGGAAGAGGAUCUACAUGUUCCUGAUGGAAGAUCCGUUCGUCUAUUUCGCUAUUGUCGACGAAGAUUUCGGCAAAUCGCAAGGUCUCGACUUCCUCCGCCGCGUAAGGGACACUUUUGUGGCGGAGAUCGUGAAGGACCGGAAGAUCGACGGCUCGGAUUCUCUGAGCUACGGCUGUUUCAACGAUGAGUUCCGCUCGGUUUUCCACCGGCUGAUGCGCCCCGCGGAAGACGGGGAUCCGAUCGGUGAUUCAGAUGUACUGUUGCUCCGGAAGCCGAAGAAGAGAUCGUCGAACGGCGACGAAGCAGCCAGCGUGGCUGGCAAUGUAGAAAACAGGGUGGAUGUGCCAGCCGACGCUAGCGUGAGCCGGGAGUGCUCGGACUCCCCACUGCAAAAGAGCGGAGGGAAUGUCUGUGGAAGGCAGCAGGCGGGCAGGAUGUGGAGGCGGCAUGUCCGGAUCGUGCUACUCAUUGACUUUGUCGUCUGCUGCAUUCUUUUUGGCGUGUGGUUAUCAAUCUGCAAGGGAUUCCGCUGCGUCGAGCGGUGAAUCCCCAUUGCCAAUUGUAAGUUGGCUGUUCUGCCGGCCAAGCAAUUUGAUGAAGGUAACAUGAACUACGACACAUUACAAUGUAUUUGAUUGUUUGUUGUUAAUAUGUUCUUGAAUUCCCCUCUUGUUUCUGAGUUUGUGAUGGAUGGCGUUAACUGCCGGGAUGAGCGAAUAGCAAAUUUUGAAUAGGCCCGGCUGACAGGCCUGAUGUCUGCAGUUGAAAAUUCAGGGCUGGGAUUGUUCCAGACCUGACAAUGUGGGUGAUUUUUAGGGGGUAGGGCUUCUUUGAUCUGUUAUUGGAUAAUGUGGGUGAUUUUUAGGGUUUGUUGUGCGGUUCACACUAUACUUGUUUUCAAAAGAAUGUUUGUGACAUUACAUGUAACUGUGAAUAGUUCAGAAAAUGAAAUCAGUAAGCAUUGAACGCUGACUUUUUA